AUGCUUAGUCGAUCUAUACUGAAACAGGCGGUUUUAUUACGAAGCGUGAAGAAUGCUGCGACGAAUCUUAAACAAAUAAGAAACGGUGGCCAUGGUACCUGGACAUACAGAGCACCACCACCAUUGGCAUCUAAGAAGGAGACUUUGUUAGCAGAAGGUCUCGGAGGCCUUUGCUGGUGGUGGAUUCUUUACCAUAUUGCAACAGAACCAGAACAUAUCUAUGGUGAAUGGCCAUACAUUGAUCCUAGUACAUGGACAAAUGAGGAAUUGGGCAUCCCAGACGAUACUGCUGGUCCCUUGAAGAAGUAA
Pieris macdunnoughi is the source of this 309-nucleotide messenger RNA. Lineage: Eukaryota; Metazoa; Arthropoda; Insecta; Lepidoptera; Pieridae. The record is from the annotation of a GenBank genome assembly.